UGUUUUGCUUCGGGUUCGGUGUCGGUGAUCGUUGUUGUGUGACAGUGUGUGUUAGUCUGAGUUCUCUGUCAGUGAGACCAACUCCUAAGUUCAAUUAUGUGUUGAAGUAAACGUUUAUUAUUGCGUGUAAGGAAACGGCACACUGCAAGGCUAUAAACGUGAAUGCUAAAUAACCAUUCUGAAUAUCUGGGAUGCAGUUGUGGCAUGCAUACUCCCUUGGAAGAUUUGGUCCCUCCUUGAAUCGUUCUGUAUUAUGUCAGAGGACACUAUGCUUUGAUCAAAGGAGGCACCACAGUCAGGAAACUAACCAUGACAGAUAUAAAAGAAUUAAGGCUGAAAUUGAACGUCAGAUGGGAGUUCCUGAGCAUUUUAACUUUGCAGAAGAUGUGAUUAAAAAAUGGGCGAAGCAAAGGCCUGACAAAGUAGCCCUGCAUUUCACUGAUGGUUCUACAGAAUCAUUUGCAUCAUACAGCAAACUCUACAAGGAAGCUGUUCUCCUUGCUACAGGCCUAACCAAUCCUACGCCACCUAAAUGUGCCCUUGUCAUUCUUCCCAAAAUUUUUGAAUGGUGGGCGGUAAAUGUUGCAGGCUCUUGGUGUGGAAUGAUAAUAUCACCAGCAACAACUCUCCUGACUGCUAAUGAUGUAGCUCAUCGAAUAUCUGAGUGCGGUGUCGACUGUGUGAUAUGUGAUUUUGACACUGCCUGCAGAUUGAAUGAUGUUACUCAAGGAAUACCUCUUCGUGUCCUUGUAUCAAAGAGUGAUGAUCAAGUCUUUUUUGCUUCUAGAUCAGACUGGACAAGUUAUGAUGACCUUAUUAAGCAUGCAAAAAGUGUAGCUGUAGAACCCUGCCUGAAAACCAAGAGGGAUGAUGUGGCUCAGAUCUUUUUCACAUCAGGCACAACUGGAAAACCCAAAAUGGUCCCACAUACUCAGGGCAGCUAUGGAAUUGGUCACAUAGCAGCUGCGAAAUUUUGGCUGGAUUUGAGAGAAGAUGAUUUGAUUUGGAAUAUAUCCGACACAGGAUGGGCUAAAGCAGCUUGGUCAAGCCUUUACAUUCCAUUCCUGAGUGGGGCUACUGUAUUCGUCCAUCAGAUGCCAAGUUUUAAUGCUGAAGAAGUUCUUCGAAGCCUUUGUAAGCAUCCUGUGAAUGCCUUGUGUGCUCCUCCUACUGCAUAUAGAGCUAUGGUUCAGUGUGACUUGGAAAAGUAUAGAUUUAACUCCUUGAGAUGUUGUGUAAGUGCUGGAGAGCCUCUCAACCCAGAAGUCAUAGAAAAAUGGACACUUGCUACAGGUCUUCAGAUAUUUGAAGGAUAUGGCCAGUCUGAAACAACACUUCUUUGUGGAACUGGUGUGGGAGUUGAAAUUCGUCCUGGAUCAAUGGGCAAGCCUGCACCUGGGUAUAAUCUAAAGAUUAUUGAUUCACACUGGCAAGAGCUUGGACCAAAUGAGGAAGGAUUUCUUGCAGUUUCCUUGAGUGAAGGUCAUCCCAUUGGACUUUUUAAAGGAUAUAUGGCUAAUGAGAAGCAAACAUCAGAAGUCUUUGUGGGAAAUUAUUAUUUAACUGGUGAUAGAGCAUACUAUGAUACUGAUGGGUACUUCUGGUUUGUUGGACGAGCAGAUGAUGUAAUCAUAUCAUCAGGUACCAGAGGUCGAGUCAAGUCUACACACGAAUGGCGUUUCUAUGGACUGCCUUUGCAAAGGAUGAGAUGUCUUCGAUAUAUCGUCUCAGGAUACGUUCUGGGAUAAAUCAGGAGUCUACAGUCUUCGAUGAGGCGGGUGCGAGUAGCACUUGCAUAGAAGUCACGGGAUAUUUCCUUGACAACGGGGUGGUGACCACGUUUCCUUCAGUAGAGAACGUUGAAUCUACAGUUUCGCGACGAGAGGGUGUUGGAUACACUCACGAGGGUCGCAGAUGCUGAAUGAUGGCGCGUGCCGAGUUGUUUCGAGUUGGUUUACGCACUCGGCCUGUGUCUACAACUACUCGUCGAGUUCUGCUUAUCUUAGUGACGAGGAUGAGCUUUUCAUUAGUAACCGUUAUACAAUACCAAUAUUAAUGAUCAUGCAAGGUGUUAUACUGGUCACAACUUGUGCGCUAGGAGUUCUUAAACUUUUGUGCAUUCGACGAAGCACAAGGGCUCCAGCAACGGAGGUAGCCCUAAGUCAUGUGGUAAAUUGAUACAUUGUGCAUUAGUUGCUGAUGUGGUGUGCGACAGGAGUGCACAGAGGACAUAGGUGGCCGAGCCAUCUUACAAGUGUGUAAUGUUAGUGAAUCACAUAUCAUGUCUUGCUUGGAGACAGGCUGUAAGGGCAGCUUACUUGAGUGAAGGAAUUUGGGUACGUAAGCGUUUAAGCGAGAGAUCGCUUGUCUUGGCGUCAAGCAUGUACAUUCGUUUGUACGGAUGUUACAGGUCUAAUAGACCAAGGCGCUUGCGAAAGCCACAUUCCUUUUGGUGAGCACAAAGAGGUCGGUUGGUACACAUCAGGUGUCGGGAGAGAAAACCCCAUCGUAAAGGUAUGACACAUAUUUUGUAAAACUUAGAAAACUGUUACCUUUGAAAAGAGAGAGAAGUGUGAAAUACUUUCUUUACUUAAAUUACUUUGAAAAGAGUGAUGCGUGAAGUGUAUCUUUUAUCCAUUGUUAUCUUUAUUACAGAUGGGUUCUAUUUCAUAGUACUAGAGACAGGAAUCUCUAACCUGACUAAUAUAAUGAACUUAUUGACAUUUUGGGUCUGGGAGUGAAUUCUUAGUCAGGAGGGUAGAAUGUUAACUUACUAGUUUUCUUUAUGGGCAGA
This is a messenger RNA of Macrobrachium nipponense, 2794 nucleotides long. Its product is annotated as acyl-coenzyme A synthetase ACSM3, mitochondrial-like. The record is from RefSeq and is a predicted model, not a curated record. Gene Ontology annotation, molecular function: fatty acid ligase activity; fatty-acyl-CoA synthase activity. The transcript is spliced from 12 exons. NCBI's taxonomy places the organism in Eukaryota, Metazoa, Arthropoda, Malacostraca, Decapoda, Palaemonidae. Gene Ontology annotation, biological process: acyl-CoA metabolic process; fatty acid biosynthetic process. Bases 192 to 1748 code for a protein of 518 amino acids.